GCCAACGGGUUUGUCCGAGGUGGGGGUACUCCACGAAGCCGUCUUGGCCCCGCAGUAAAGCCAGCCCCGUGUCGUCCUUAAGAAGCGUCUUUCUGAGGUUCAGCUCACACUGAGAUUGGGGCUGAAGAGUCGGAUUUUGGAGCGGAGCAUUUGGAAAGCGAGCCCCAGUUUGGUCCCCUCAUUGAGCUCGCUGAAGUUGGCUUCCUAGCGGUGUAGGCUGGAAUAGACUCUUGGCAAGCUCCGGGUUGGUAUACUGGGUUAACUUUGGGAAAUGCAAGUGUUUAUCUCCAGGAUCUAGCCACCGGGGUGGUGUAAGCCGCAAAGAAGUUCCACCAGGUGAGAAGAGUGAUGACCAUCCUUUUCCUUACUAUGGUUAUUUCAUACUUCGGUUGCAUGAAGGCUGCCCCCAUGAAAGAAGCAAACGUCCGAGGACAAGGCAGCUUGGCCUACCCAGGUGUUCGGACCCAUGGGACUCUGGAGAGUGUGAAUGGGCCCAAGGCAGGUUCACGAGGCCUGACGUCAUUGGCUGACACUUUUGAACACGUGAUCGAAGAGCUGUUGGAUGAGGACCCGAAAGUACGGCCCCACGAAGAAAACAAUAAGGACGCGGACUUGUACACUUCCAGGGUGAUGCUCAGUAGUCAAGUGCCUUUGGAGCCGCCUCUUCUCUUUCUGCUGGAGGAAUACAAAAAUUACCUGGAUGCUGCAAACAUGUCCAUGCGGGUCCGGCGCCACUCCGACCCGGCCCGCCGCGGGGAGCUGAGCGUGUGCGACAGCAUCAGCGAGUGGGUGACAGCGGCGGAUAAAAAGACUGCAGUGGACAUGUCGGGCGGGACGGUCACGGUCCUUGAAAAGGUCCCUGUAUCAAAAGGCCAACUGAAGCAGUACUUCUACGAGACCAAGUGCAAUCCCAUGGGCUACACAAAGGAGGGCUGCAGGGGCAUAGACAAGAGGCACUGGAACUCCCAGUGCCGAACUACCCAGUCGUACGUGCGGGCCCUCACCAUGGAUAGCAAAAAGCGAAUUGGCUGGCGAUUCAUAAGGAUAGACACUUCCUGUGUAUGUACAUUGACCAUUAAAAGGGGAAGAUAGUGGAUUUAUGUUGUAUAGAUUAUAUUGAGACAAAAAUUAUCUAUUUGUAUAUAUACAUAACAGGGUAAAUUAUUCAGUUAAGAAAAAAAAAUAAUUUUAUGAACUGCAUGUAUAAAUGAAGUUUAUACAGUACAGUGGUUCUACAAUCUAUUUAUUGGACAUAUCCAUGACCAGAAGGGAAACAGUCAUUUUGCGCACAACUUUUAAAAGUCUGCAUUACAUUCCUCGAUAAUGUUGUGGUUUGUUGCCGUUGCCAAGAAUUGAAAACGUAAAAAGUUUAAAAAAAAAAUAAUAAUAAAUUGCAUGCUGCUUUAAUUGUGAAUUGAUAAUAAACUGUCCUCUUUCAGAAAACAGACAAAAACAAAAAAACAACACAAAAAAAAAACCAACAACAAAAAUUUGAACCAAAACAUUCCGUUUACAUUUUAGACAGUAAGUAUCUUCGUUCUUGUUAGUACUAUCUCUGUUUUACUGCUUUUAAACUUCUGAUAGCAUUGGAAUUAAAACAAUGUCAAGGUGCUGUUGUCAUCGCUUUACUGGCUUAGGGGAUGGGGGAUGGGAGGGUAUACUUUUGUUUGUUUUGUGUUUCUUUUUUGUUUGUUUGUUUUUGUUUUUGUUUUUUUUAGUUCCCACAGGGAGUAGGGAUGGGGAAAGAAUCCCUUCAAUCUAUAUUCUGGUUGAUAAAAGAUUCAUUUGUAUGUUGUAAAGAUGUUUGCAGUAUCAAUCAGACAACUAGGAAAAUGAAUAAAAAUUAAGGCAACUGAACGUGCUCCCUCCAGUUCCCAUGAUGCACCUCCUAGGCUCUCACUCACCAUUUGGGCCUUGGCCAGAGAAAGCGUCUUUUGUUGCAAAGACCUACAUUUACUUAGAGCACCUUCUUUCCCCCCCUCCCCCUUUGGUCCCCUCUUUGUUUUGUUUUCUCUUAAGGAAGAAAAGUCCAUUCCAUGCUCUGAAAUGUUUUACCACUGCGGUGAAUGAGUGAACACAUUUUGUCACAUCGUGACACUCAUAAGCAUGGAGGACAGUGAUUUCUUCUUUUUUUUUUUAGAUGAGAAAAAGAACAACCAAAAAUUAAAAAUAAAGAUUUAAAAAAAAAUAAUAAUAAGAGGUAAACAGUUUGGGUAACUUAUUGUAAGGCUUGAAAGAAAAAUCAUGGUAAGGCUUAAAAAUGUCUUGCAACCAAAAGGUGGAGUUCUCUAUGGACCCAGAAACGCCUAGAUCAGAUCAGGAGCCCACACUGCCAGUGAAAUGAGACUGAACAGCCAUGUGGAGGCUGUGUGGAGCUGAUCUAUCAUUUUUGGGAGGUGCAGGAAGAAUUCUGAGUGGCCAUCCUGAGGUCUAGGUGGGGGUGGGGAAUGGUACUUGAGACAUUCCAAAAGGGAGGCCUCAGAAGGACCCUUCAGAGGUGGCUGUGGAAUGACAUGUGUCAAGUUGCUUUGGACCUCACGCUUUAAGUGCCUACAUUAUCUAACUGUGCUAAGAGGUUCUCGCUGGAGGACCAUGCUCAAGCCGACUUAACGCCCUCUACCCCUGGAUAAUUGCAUAAAGCUGGAUUAGCCUGGAGCAGGUUCAGAAUGAAAGGUGGCAUUGUGAUGAUGAGACUGUACAGAGAUACGAGAUGUUUGCUACCUGAACACUUACUGCUUUGAAAUUAGACUUGAGGAAACCAGGGUUUUGUCUUUUGAGAACUUUUGGUAAGGGGGAAGGGAACAGGAAAAGACCCCAAAACUCAGGUUGAAUGAUCAAGGCUACCAAUAGAAAAUCUUGUCCGGAGACAAGACUUUGGGAAGGUGUCUGCACACUAGGACACCAAAGACUGGAAGGUGCCUUGCUCUAUGGAAGAGGCCAGGACAGAGCUGGCAAAGUUUUGCUCCCCAGUGAAGGCCACAGCAACUUCCUGCCCAUCCUGUCUGUUCAUGGAGAGAGUCCCGCCUCACCUCUGCCAUCUUGGGUUAGGAGAAGUCAAGUUGGGAGCCUGAAAUAUAGUGGUCCUGGGAAAAAAUGGACCCCCGUGAAAGUUAGAGCUAAGCCUAUUCACCCAUUCAUCCUACUGUCCAAAUCUGAAAGUGUCCUGGAGCAGUGUCCUUGAGUAUCGGGAAGCCUCAAGAAAUUGCUGUAUCUUGGUAGGGCGAGGGAUAAGCAAAAGAGGACGUCCACCACCACCCAGGGAAUGAAGAUAUCAUCGGCAAAUGAUUUCUCUUUAUUCAGUCUUUCAUUUAGAAUGAGCCCAUCUUUUACAGUAUCAUCUGAAUACCUGUCAUUAAAAGAAGGAAGAAUUUGUGUAGCAUAGGUUUGUUUUGUACUGUUUGAAAAUAUUGUCCUUGUAAUUAUUUUGAACAUGUAAUUGAACACUUGGAAUAUCCGCUGUAUGAUAACUUUUUGCAGCUCUGUUUUGAGGGACAAAAAUUACUUUAAAAAAAAGAAGAAGAAGAAGAGUCCCCACUGCAGUGUUCAGAGCUGCAGAGGACAGGUCUGCUAAGUGACAUUUCGGCAAUCGUGUGGUCAGUGGCUCUCUCUUACCCAAUAGGAUACAUCAAAGUCACACUCUUGGUGGUUUACGUUGACCUAAGUUUUAUUUUGAGAUCUUUCUCUGUUGCUGUUCAUUUUUGUUCUGUUCCGUUUUGUUUUGUUUUAAAGUCUUGCUGUGGUCUCUUUGUGACAGAAGUGUUUCAUGCAUGGCAGCGGGCCUGUUGCUUUUUUACGGUGAUUCCCAUUGAAAAUGUAAGUAAAUGUCUGUGGCCUUGUUCUCUCUAUGGUAAAGAUAUUAUUCACCAUGUAAAACAAAACAAAAAAUAUUUAUUGUAUUUUAGUAUAUUUAUAUAAUUAUGUUAUUGAAAAAAAAUUGGCAUUAAAACUUAACUGCAUCAGAAGCCUAUUGUAAAUACAAGUUCUAUUUAAGUGUACUAAUUAACAUAUAAUAUAUGUUUUAAAUAUAGAAUUUUUAAUGUUUUUAAAUAUAUUUUCAAAGUACAUAAAA
Molecule: messenger RNA, 4069 nt
Organism: Molossus molossus (Pallas's mastiff bat)
Lineage: Eukaryota; Metazoa; Chordata; Mammalia; Chiroptera; Molossidae
Gene: BDNF
Product: brain derived neurotrophic factor
Exons: 2
Coding region: 349-1092 (247 amino acids)
Biological process (GO): nerve growth factor signaling pathway; negative regulation of neuron apoptotic process; positive regulation of peptidyl-serine phosphorylation
Molecular function (GO): growth factor activity; nerve growth factor receptor binding
Source: RefSeq, a predicted model, not a curated record